This is a messenger RNA of Erigeron canadensis, 1359 nucleotides long. Its product is annotated as ankyrin repeat-containing protein At2g01680-like. The record is from RefSeq and is a predicted model, not a curated record. The transcript is spliced from 2 exons. Lineage: Eukaryota; Viridiplantae; Streptophyta; Magnoliopsida; Asterales; Asteraceae. The coding region runs from base 1 to 1359 and encodes 452 amino acids. Gene Ontology annotation, molecular function: protein binding.
AUGGAGAGAAGAGAAAGGCUUCUUUACGAUGCAUCAUUAGAAGGAAAUUUAACCGUCUUGCUCAUGUUACUUCAAGAAGAUCCACUCAUUCUUGACAAGGUGACCUUAAACCAUCACGACGACAUGCCUCUACACGUUGCGUCAAUGCUUGGACAUAUUGCUUUUGUCAAGGAAAUCCUAACCCGAAAACCUGAUCUUGCUACCGAUUGUGAUUCACAAAAACGUCUGCCUCUUCAUUUAGCCUCUGCAAAAGGCCGUGUAGAAAUAGUUAAGGCGUUGGUAAAGGCUAAACCUGAGACAUGCCUUGCACGUGACCGUGAUGGGAGAAACCCAAUUCAUCUUGCAGCCACCAAGGGGCAAUAUGAAGUGGUGAAAGUGCUGGUGCAAGCUCAAACUCAUGCAGCUCGAUCCAUGGUGCAGCAAGACACCAUCUUGCACUUGUGUGUGAAGCAUAACCAACUUGAGGUUUUGAAGUUGUUAAUCGAGACUAUGGGUGAUCACAAGUUUGUAAACACUGAGGAUGCUUAUGGUAAUACCAUACUUCACCUAGCUGUUGCUGACAAACAAAUUGAGACUAUAAACUUCUUGCUACUUGAUACAACAAUAGAAGUCAAUGCAUCAAACGAAAAUGGGGAAAAAGCGAUAGACAUAUUGGCUUUAGGUCCAAGAGAUAUGAAAGAUCAACAAAUCAUACAGUCCCUAACACGAGCAGGAGCAGUUGGCUCGAAAAAGGAAAGCUUGUUUGGACAAAUUUCUCAUAAAUCCAGAAGCAAAUUGGUAUUAGAAAACUUAAGACAAUAUAAUAAUAAAAAAGACUUGAAGAACGACGAUGACUGGUUGGACAAGAAACGAAAUACUCUGAUGGUCGUGGCAUCAUUGAUAGCAACCAUGGCCUUUCAAGCAGGUACUAAUCCUCCUAGUGGCGUUUGGCAAGAUGGGUCGUCCACUGAUCCAGCCCGUCGGGCUGGAUAUGCUGUCAUGGUAUAUAAUCAUCCAAAUCUUUACCAUGUGUUUCUGGUUUGCAACACGGUGGGAUUUGUUGCAACUCUUAGCAUUAUCCUGUUGCUUAUUAGCGGGUUACCCUUUUUGAGGCAUCGCGUGUUCUUGUGGAUUCUAAUGGUUAUAAUGUGGAUAGCGACUGCAUCUAUGUCACUCACUUAUUUGGUUGCCAUAUCAGUUGUGACACCAAAACCAGAGUCACAGACGUUCAAGAAUAUAGUGAAUGGAAUCGUUCUGGUUUGGGUCGGCUUGAUGACUCUUUUGGUUGCAGGACACAUUUUUCGGCUAAUGGAAAUCUUCCAAAAGCUACCGUUCACCAGAAAGACUUUAAGUCAAGUAUCCAUUAAUGAUAACUUGUAG